CCCGGGGCCGGCUGCAUUUAAUGGCGCGGGCGCGUGGGCCUCGGAGGGCUCUCAGGCAGGCCAGCGCAGCAGACCAGCGAAACAAGCAUGUCAGGAACCCGAGCCUCCAACGACCGGCCCCCCGGCGCGGGCGGCGUCAAGCGGGGGCGGCAGCAGCAGGAGGCGGCGGCGACGGGCUCCCGCGUGACGGUGGUGCUGGGCGCGCAGUGGGGGGACGAGGGCAAAGGCAAGGUGGUGGACCUGCUUGCCACGGACGCCGACAUCAUCAGCCGCUGUCAGGGGGGCAACAAUGCUGGCCACACCGUGGUGGUGGAUGGCAAGGAGUACGACUUCCACCUGCUGCCCAGUGGCAUCAUCAACACCAAGGCUGUUUCCUUCAUUGGCAACGGGGUGGUCAUUCACCUGCCUGGCUUGUUUGAAGAAGCAGAGAAGAAUGAGAAGAAAGGGCUGAAGGAUUGGGAGAAGAGGCUCAUCAUCUCUGACAGAGCCCACCUGGUGUUUGAUUUUCACCAGGCCGUUGACGGGCUUCAGGAAGUUCAGCGCCAAGCACAAGAGGGGAAGAACAUCGGCACCACCAAGAAGGGGAUCGGGCCAACUUACUCCUCCAAGGCUUCCCGGACGGGCCUCCGCAUCUGUGACCUCCUGUCAGAUUUUGAUGAGUUUUCCAGCAGGUUCAAGAACCUGGCUCACCAGCACCAGGCCAUGUUCCCCACCCUGGAUGUGGACAUCGAAGGGCAGCUCAAGAAGCUGAAGGGCUUUGCUGAGCGGAUCAGACCGAUGGUCCGAGAUGGUGUUUACUUUAUGUAUGAGGCACUCCAUGGCCCCCCCAAGAAAAUCCUUGUGGAAGGUGCCAACGCAGCCCUUCUCGACAUUGACUUUGGGACCUACCCCUUUGUGACCUCGUCCAACUGCACGGUGGGCGGUGUGUGCACGGGCCUGGGCAUACCACCCCAGAACAUAGGCGAUGUGUACGGCGUGGUGAAGGCUUACACCACACGUGUGGGCAUUGGGGCCUUCCCCACUGAGCAGAUCAAUGAAAUCGGAGACCUAUUGCAGAACCGUGGCCAUGAGUGGGGAGUGACCACGGGUAGGAAGCGGCGCUGCGGGUGGCUAGACCUCAUGAUCCUGAGAUAUGCUCACAUGGUCAACGGGUUCACCGCGCUGGCCUUCACGAAGCUGGACAUCCUGGAUGUUCUGAGUGAGAUUAAAGUCGGCGUCUCGUACAAGCUGAAUGGGAAAAGGAUUCCCUACUUUCCAGCUAACCAGGAGAUACUUCAGAAGGUUGAAGUUGAAUAUGAAACACUGCCAGGAUGGAAAGCAGACACCACAGGGGCCAGGAGGUGGGAGGACCUACCCCCGCAGGCCCAGAGCUACGUCCGCUUCGUGGAGAACCACGUGGGAGUUGCAGUCAAGUGGGUCGGAGUUGGCAAGUCCAGAGAGUCGAUGAUCCAGCUGUUUUAAGUGCCAGCCAGUCUGGCCCCACAGGCUGCAGCGCCCUGUCCCAUGGAGAUGGUGGAGUCACGCUCCUUGGCGAUCACAACCAAUGCCAUGAACAAAGAAGUAUGAAAAUGAUUUCCUGGACUAUUUCUAUUUAAGCCUUCAAUUCAAUGCAUUGAUUUCUACAAUGAAUUUAAAUAUCAGAAAGCCAACUUGUGUAUGUUUUUCAAAUUCUCCUCCUUAAAAUGAGCUAAAGUACUUAAAACAGAAAGACCUUUUGUGACACAUUGUCACACAAUUGUAUGCCCAGCUGGAACGAUGCAAAAUAAACAUCU
Molecule: messenger RNA, 1772 nt
Organism: Otolemur garnettii (small-eared galago)
Lineage: Eukaryota; Metazoa; Chordata; Mammalia; Primates; Galagidae
Gene: ADSS1
Product: adenylosuccinate synthase like 1
Exons: 13
Coding region: 88-1461 (457 amino acids)
Biological process (GO): IMP metabolic process; 'de novo' AMP biosynthetic process
Cellular component (GO): cytoplasm
Molecular function (GO): adenylosuccinate synthase activity; GTP binding
Source: RefSeq, a predicted model, not a curated record